ACACAGAAUAAGGAGGUUCAAGAAUUAUUUCAAUUUGUAAAUCCUUCUCUUAAGUUAUCUAGACGUCAUGCAUUAGAUUCUGUUGGUCCAAUACUAACUUUUGAUAGUUGGACAAAUGUGAUAAAUCAAAAUAUAAUGGGAUCAGUUUUUAUUACAUCAAAAGGAGAG
Racocetra persica is the source of this 168-nucleotide messenger RNA. The record is from the annotation of a GenBank genome assembly. NCBI's taxonomy places the organism in Eukaryota, Fungi, Glomeromycota, Glomeromycetes, Diversisporales, Gigasporaceae.